AUGCCCGCUGAACGCCCCCUCAAGCGAGGUGCUCGCACGCGUGUCAGCUCGGAAGACGGGAAGGUCCAGUGCAUGUACUGCACGAAGAUGUUUGAUGCGAAGGCGAAGGGAGCGAAGGCAACUCACAUCAACGCGUGUAGGCGAAAGCACGAGGAGGAGGAGGGGAGUAAGAUUUACGAGGAGCGUCUUUCCAAGAGCAAGCGCAAAGAAAAAAAACGAGCUCACCGUGAGCUGGCCGCUAUUGCUGAGUCAGCGUCUUCGUUUCAUGGUCCCAACCUCGCAUCGGAUUACGAUGCGGACAGUUUCUCUCAGUACAUGGAGAUCGCAGCGACCGAACCUGGUUUCCAGGCUUUCGACGAUCAACCUAUCGACGAUCAGCUCGACGGACAGAAUGCAGGUGAUCAAGGAUCAGACAAAUAUUGGAUGCGCUCAGACUCGCUCUUGAGUUCAAACACACAGUCUUCCAUGGCAGACUCGGGACGCGUAUCACCCCCACCCAUAUCAGUAAACUUCUCGUCGAAUCGGUCACGCGGUAAUCCUAAGGAAUUCAAGACCGAGUACCAGCCCAAGAGCCGACGGGCCGAGUCAGCUCGCUACGACUCGUACGAGACCUUCCGUUCCCGUUCGUACGUACCCGAGGCCAAAGAAGACGCCAAACCCUGGUUCCCUUUCCGAUCCAGAGGAGAUAGCGAAUUCGCUUCGAUUGCUAUAGACGCCAACCUAUCCGACUCUCUCGUCAACCGACUUCUCUCGCUCAUCAACGACGCGAUCGAGAAGAAGAAGGAGAUCACGAUGAAAAACGCUCAAGAGCUACGGAACGUUUGCGAUGAAGCGGCAAAGGAAUUCACGCCUUUCCAGGAGUAUCCCAUCAAUCUCGAAUACAAGAAGAAGGAGGAAAUCGAGCUCAACUUCAUGGGGCGAGACCUGUGGGACUGGAGCCUCGAUCUGCUCCACAAUGAACAGCUUAUUCCUCACUUUGUGUGGGAUGCUCAACGUGUACAUAAGCACAACGGAAAAUCAGGCCCCGAGAGCGACUACAUACGGUUCAUUGACGAACCUUGGACCGCCGAUCGAUGGUGGGAUAUCCAGGAUUCUCUGCCACAGUACCCAGACGCUCCAUCGGCACCCCUCGCAUACGUCUUCUACGCCGACAAGACCCGCUUGUCAAGCGCCGGAAACGUGCAAGGGUACCCGAUCGUCGCGAGGUGUGCCAACCUCCCCGUUGAUAUUCGGAAUGGCCAAGGCGUUGGAGGUGGUUGGGUUGUGGGGUGGCUACCGUUCCUUCCAGAAGACGCCGAGAAAGAACGAACGUUAAGCUGGACAACACUGAAGCGUGUCACCGGCUUCUAUUUUUCUGGCUGUUUUGACGGCAUUCCCCGGUGGCUAUUUCUAGUCAUCCUCAUCCUGUCUGCCGAUUACGAGGAACAAUGUGUCAUGGCAUUGAUCCGCGGAGCGAUGGCCAAUUUCCCGUGCCCGAUCUGCUUGGUUGCCGAGGGUCUUUAUGCUGACCUUAAGUCAGACAAUCGGUCUAAGAAAAAGAAAGCCAAGGAACGGCUCGAGAGCGAGAGCUGGCGGCCUGUCAAGAAUGCUUUCUGGAUGCUUCGCAGCUCCGACCCAGCCGAUGCAGUAUCGGUCGACCAUCUACACGCUUUCCACCAUGGUGUAUACGGAAAGCACAUCCAUCCAGAACUUAUCAAGAUUCUUGGCAGCUUCGAUAACAGUCGCGAGUAUCUCAGCAUACUAGACAAUCAAUUCUCCCAACUCCCGAGUUGGCGCGGCCUUGCUCACUUCAGCGGGGUCAGCACCGUCUCCUUCAGCGAUGGAAAUAAAUUCCGAGACAUCUCUCGGCAAAUGCUUUUCGCUGCUCAUAACGUCAUCCCCCGACCCAUAUCACCCGAAUUCCACGCAUUGCUCUGUUUACUCAGUAGUUACCUCGAGAUCGACUCGUACUUUGGGCUUGAGGUUCAAACCGACGAGACGCUUGCAGCUCUAGACAAGGAAGUCGAACGCUAUGGACGACUCUUAGAUGUAUACAUCGAGGUCGCGAAGGCUGCAAAAUUGCGGAUCGAGGAUAUCAAGACCAACUGGAACUUUCCAAAAAACCACGCCAUCCUCAAGCACGCUGUCGAGGACCUCCACCGAAAGGGUGUCAGCCGGAACUCAACAACAAGGAUUAAUGAGGGUAUACACCUGCCCUUCAAGAGAUCGUAUUUCCUUCGGUGUAACGGUAAGAAGGUCGAAAAGCAGAUCCUCCGGGUCGAGGACCAUCGGCUUGCCGUGUCCAUCGUCGAGGACAGAAUUCAAGCUCAAGAUAAGCGACUCAAGGCUCGCUCAUUGGUAUCUGACCAUCACGACGACUGGCUCGGUCCAGCGUUUGAGGGUCACUUCCAUGUCGGCUCGCCUUCCCCACCUCAAACUGUGAAAGACCUCGUUAGCUCCCAUCGCUCCUCCGACCGAGCAUACAUCAACUUCCGCAAGUCACUCAAGAUAUUCAUUAACGAGGUCUGCCUUCCGGAUCGCAGCUAUAUGGGUCCACCCGUUACGGUUCGCGACCACUUCAUAAUUCAGGAGUACCGCUAUCUCAAGAUAAACUAUGAGUCGAUGGAGACCUGGAAGAUGUGCACGGAUCUCCUCCGGUGCACCCCCAGUUUCUACGAUAAGCCACGGUACGACUGUGCGAUCGUUCACCUCGACGAUGAACCAGACGUAUAUGGUAUUGUUCGCUUGAUCACUUCUUUCAAAUUUACCAUCCCCGAGCUCGGCGCAAACAGCUCUCCUUUCCAUGCUGUUCUUGUGCAGCCGUAUACCUCCGCAGUGGAGAAAGGCUCUCGCACUCGCCGUUUAGAUACUGACCUUGGAUUUCUUCGAGUCAAGGCUCAACCCCGCUCCGACGCUUUCAUGAUCCCCAUCAAAUCUAUCAUACGGGGCGCCCUCCUUUUCCCCGAUUUCCGCCGACCUGACGAGUUCCUUGUGAACGACUACAUCGACGGUGACAUGUUUAUUCGCAUGAAAGACCCCAAGUGGAUUGGAAUACAAUAG
This is a messenger RNA of Coniophora puteana RWD-64-598 SS2, 3039 nucleotides long. RefSeq lists its product as uncharacterized. The record is from RefSeq and is a predicted model, not a curated record. Lineage: Eukaryota; Fungi; Basidiomycota; Agaricomycetes; Boletales; Coniophoraceae. Bases 1 to 3039 code for a protein of 1012 amino acids. The transcript has 16 exons.